UCCUCCUCGACUGCCAGCGUCGAUCUGCCGGGUGAGGAGCGCGGUGACAGCCGGCUCCGAACUCAUCGCCUCUAUUACGGCUUCACGAUUCAUAGGUCACGACUCUGUGGUCCUCGGCAUCGCUGACCACCAUGAACUCUGCUGCUCCCUACGUUCCAUACCAGCCAUACAAGUCAAAGAGACAUGCGCGAAACACAUCCAAUCAGUCUGCGGCUAAUGGCGCUGCGUCGCCGCAGUCGCGUCCUCAGUCGAUGAUCAGCAAUGGCCACACGAAUAAUGACCCGGCCUUCCACCAGAGGACAGGAAGCCUGACUAGUGCUGAGGCCCAUGCGCGUCCCGGCACAUCGCCAGCUGAAAGAGCUGGCAUGUCAAGGCCUGCAUCCAUGUUUGAUACCACACCUCAGAAUGGGCACGGCCGUUCCGAAUCGACCGUAUUCUCAUUUCCAGUACGAACGCACAGCUCUGCCCCCACACCCCCGCCGGAAGUCUCGCAUACACCCUUGCCGGUGGCCCCCGUCGUGCCGUCCUCGCCUAUCACCUCCAUUCCCUCGUCGCCUCCACCUGCGCCUCUGCAGUCUCCAGGAAAACCUCCUAUCCCUUCUGGCGAUGGAUCCGAUGAUGGGUCACCCUCCGCAUCCCCGCCUGUGCCGCAUGCAGCACCCUCUGUGGCGGUUUCGUUGCCAUUACCAAAUGGCACUUCUUCGUCCUCGCAGCCGGUCGCAGGACCGUCCACUUCCGCAGCAUCUCCCCCACCGUCUCCGCGGAAGACCACAACCUUCCGUCGCGUUCCAUUGCGGAAUCCCAACGCACGCACGCCGUUACCAUCUUCUCCGCUCCGUCCGGCAGACACACAUUCGCGCACGCCGUCAAUGGCUUCCACCCAGUCGCGACAGAUCGAGCCGCCUCCCGUUGCGCAUACGCCUAGUCAAGGCUCUUCCGGAACACCGUCACCCUCUGUCGUGGCUGCAUACGACAGAGCGUUACCCCCAAUCCCGAGUCUGGACAUCGUUUCAAGGCCGGCAAGCUCGCCCGAGGAUACAAUGGUGCAUACUCCAUCCUCUCCCUCAUCUGCGACCCCACCUCACGCACACUCAUUGGGCCCAUCCCCAAAACCUCAGGCGCGCGUGUUGUCGCCUGCACCGGGUCUGUCGGCAACCCAACUGCCAUCCCCAGCUGUGUCUCCUUUUGUACACGAGCGCUCUGUCGCGCGAUCUCCCGCGCCAUAUCGCCCGGGCUUCCAGCCGAAGGGUGUGUACCGUCCGCGCACGGACGAGUUCAUCGAGGCACGCAAAUCGAGUCGAGACGUCGGGCGAACUGAGCGUACACGGCUCGAACGACGACUAGAAAAGCUCAUCAACCUGCACUUCCCUUCCGAGUCACAGAGACUGAAAGAGAAGCCGAGCGGUGACCAGCGUCCGACACCACGUCCGAACAAACGGUUAUCUUCCAUCUUCGAGAUGGACUUCUCCGAGCUGAGGAGCAAGAGUGCGACUGACUUGUGGAAAGAGGUCGUUCAGCCCCAAGUUAUUCCAGGAGGCAAGAACGACAUUCGAGCUGCGGAGCAGACUAUUACACCUUGGGAGGACGAUGCCUCGGUGACACAUUGUCCCAUGUGCAAAUCAGCCUUCCAUUCUCUGACUAACCGCAAGCACCACUGCCGUCUUUGUGGGCGGAUCAUUUGUUCAUUACCCGUCAAAGUUCCGCAGCGUCCCCAACCAUGCUCCUUACUGUUUGUUGCUGACUCGAAGACGGGUCGUAUAGAGGAGGUCAGCGAGGGUGUUGACUACGGUGUGCGUCGUCGUCCCAGUGCGACCCCUCAGGCACGGGGUCGAGGGAAAGAGGAGACGAUGAGUGAAGAGGAGAAGUUUCUAAAGGGUGUUCGGAUAUGUCGAGAUUGUCGGCCAGUGUUGCUACGUGAGCAAUACAAGCAUGAGACUCGUGGUGUGCCGAUCUUCUUCAAACUCUAUGAUGCUUUCAUCAGCCUCGAGAAGGAUAUCGAGGAUUCAUUGCCACAGUUUCAGGAGCUCAUGCUCACUCUAAGACUCCUGGAGGCCUUCGGCCAGUAUGACGCUCUUGCGAAGCGCAUACGGCAGCUCCCAGCCCCAAGCGGCCCUGGAAGCUCACAGGACCGGAUACAAGGUGCCAUUGCCAGUCGUGCGAACCUGUUCUUGCAGAAGAACAUGUUUCCCCUUCAGACAUUGCCCAAAGCAACCAAUGGCAUCAAGUCGUCACCUUCGACCUCUUCGACGACGCCAGAAGAAUCCCGGAUCGAUCCCGAUUCGGAACUCGCCCGUUCUCUCCAGCCACUGUUGGAACAGGAAGCUCUGCUCGAGUCGUUUGUCGAAGAAGCGAAGGCUCAUCGGAAGUUCGAGGACGCCAAAACACUGAAAACCAAUCUUCAGGAGAUCAGAGCCGAGAUCAACCGUAUUGUGGGCAACGCGGACGUCAGUGUGGCGGGGAACUCUCGCAAAGGAUCCACCAGGACAAGACGUUCGUGACAGGAGGACACCAUCUACAUGCUCACACGCUAUCUUGAAUGCAACGUCGUUACCACUGCAUACUUUAUUCUUCGUCAUCAGGACAGUUGCCGUGCUUUCGGUGUAAUAGACAAUCAUGCCCAGCGGGCUGCAUUGAAACAGAG
This is a messenger RNA of Fomitopsis serialis, 2641 nucleotides long. Its product is annotated as FYVE zinc finger-domain-containing protein. Gene Ontology annotation, molecular function: metal ion binding. The record is from RefSeq and is a predicted model, not a curated record. NCBI's taxonomy places the organism in Eukaryota, Fungi, Basidiomycota, Agaricomycetes, Polyporales, Fomitopsidaceae. The transcript is spliced from 9 exons. Bases 132 to 2498 code for a protein of 788 amino acids.